This is a messenger RNA of Salmo salar (Atlantic salmon), 3650 nucleotides long. Its product is annotated as protein phosphatase 1H. NCBI's taxonomy places the organism in Eukaryota, Metazoa, Chordata, Actinopteri, Salmoniformes, Salmonidae. Gene Ontology annotation, cellular component: mitochondrion. Gene Ontology annotation, biological process: protein dephosphorylation. Gene Ontology annotation, molecular function: [pyruvate dehydrogenase (acetyl-transferring)]-phosphatase activity. The record is from RefSeq and is a predicted model, not a curated record.
CUUUGUCGUGCAGAAAAGGAGACCAACUAGGCUACUCCAAAGAGGAUGUAGGCUACUCCAAAGAGGAUAUAGGCUAUCUGUCAGCUGACUGCACUCACCAUAUUUUGAGGGUCUGAGCAUGGAGCAUUUCAGGGCAAGCAAAUACUUGGUUUGAAGUGCCUUUCACUGUACCUUGCCGUCGGUUCUUGUUGUCGCAGUCUACUGUUGCCUACCUGCCACGGCAUUCCAGGAUAAUUAGCCUACAUUUUUCACCUACUGGCGCUUUGCCAAUAACAGCUGCUCACCGUCAUAGCGCGAUAGGUACGCGACCUAAUCCAGCAAGCAAACGGUUUGUCACAUGACUGUGCUCACCAUGAGUUUAUUUCCGCGUUCAUUCGGUACAGAAUGAUUUGAUAGAGAGAGGUGCAUACCUGAACCGUUACGGUCCGCAAAACGCGCCGCCGAGCCAAGGCGACAUUCUGAGAGGGGACCCCGGCAUUAGCAUUGCCUGGACACACGCUGCAGCAAGAACAUGCUCACCCGGGUGAAAUCAGCUGUGGCCAAUUUUAUGGGCGGUAUGAUGGCUGGCAGUUCGAACAGUGAACCUCUCGGUGGCUCCGAUUUACCGCUGAAAUACCCGUACACAAGACCGGAGUUUCUGGGACUGUCACCGGAUGAAAUCGAGUGCUCGGCGGAUCAUGUUGCUCGGCCGAUACUCAUUCUGAAAGAGACGAAGAGGCUUCCGUGGGCCACUGGUUAUGCAGAGGUGAUCAACGCGGGGAAGAGCCAUCUGAACGAAGACCAGGCGUGCUGUGAGGUGGUGGUAGUGAGGAGUAGACCCAGUGCCGGGGGCAACUCCACCUCCAACAGGCCCCCUACCACCCGGAGGAGGUCCUCCCUGCCCAAUGGAGAGGGGCUGGGGCUCAGGGAGAACGCUGACGUAGAGCCCGGACUGACCUUCCACUACUGGGGUCUGUUUGACGGCCACGCGGGCUCAGGGGCAGCGGUGGUGGCAUCUAAGCUGCUCCAGCACCACAUCAUAGAACACCUCCAGGAGGUCCUGGAUGUCCUGAGGAACCCGGCCCAGCUGGCCCCCAUCAUCCAGGGGGAAGAGCCCACCAACUACCACCUCACCCCCACCACCCACCGGGGCAUCACCAGGGCCGCCUCCCUGCGGGGGGCUGCAGGGGCCCCCGGCUCUCCCAGCCACCCCCCGCCCACCAGGUUCUUCACAGAAAAGAAGAUCCAUCACGAGAGCAUGGUGAUGGGAGCCAUUGAGAACGCUUUUAAAGAGAUGGAUGCCCAGAUUGAGAGAGACAAGGCUGUGUUUAACAUCUCAGGAGGCUGUACUGCUCUGUGUGCACUCUUUUUAUUGGGAAAGCUCUAUGUUGGAAAUGCCGGGGACAGCAGAGCGAUCAUUAUCCGAGGUGGAGAGGUCAUCCCCAUGUCUACAGAGUUCACACCAGAGUCAGAGAGGCAGCGCCUGCAGUUCCUGGCCUACAUGCAGCCGCACUUGUUAGGAGGCGAGUUUACACAUCUGGAGUUCCCCAGACGUGUACAGAGGAAGGAAGUGGGGAAGAGGAUGCUUUACCGGGACUUCACUAUGUCUGGCUGGGCAUAUAAAACCAUUGAGGACGACGACCUGAAGUUUCCCCUAAUCUACGGCGAAGGGAAGAAGGCCCGUGUGUUGGCUACCAUUGGGGUCACCAGGGGCCUGGGAGACCACGAGCUCAAAGUGCAUGACUCCAACAUCUACAUCAAGCCCUUCCUGUCCUGCUGUCCCGAGGUCAAAGUGUACCCUCUGACGCAGUAUGAACACGGGGCGGAUGACGUCCUGGUGAUGGGGACAGAUGGGCUGUGGGACGUCCUAUCCAACCAGGAGGUUGCCGAGGCAGUCACUGGUUUCCUUGCCAACUGUGGCCCUGACGACCAGUAUAGGUACACAAUGGCAGCUCAGGACUUGGUGAUGAGGGCACGGGGGGUCCUGAAGGACCGAGGCUGGAGGAUAGCCAACGAACGUCUGGGCUCCGGAGACGACAUCUCUGUCUACAUCAUCCCUCUGAGGUACGGCAACCUGCAGACCUAGCCGUAGCCCAGGCCCAGCUCACCACCACCCACCAUGGGACUCUAGACAGGUUCUGUGUCCAAAAUGACUCCCUAUAUAGUGCACUACUUUAGGCCAAGGCCAUGACAAGUAUUGCAUUAUGUAGGGAGUAGGGUACAAUUGUAGGCGUUCUCCCAACCGGCAGACCUAGCUAAGGACCAGCUCACCACCCACCAUAGGACUCUAGACAGGCUGCCCCCCUCUCCCAUCUAUCCUAUCCCCUCUGUCCUAAAAGCAAUGCCCUGGUGCUCACAGUGCUUCAUCCCGAACGGUUUUCCUGAGGAAACAAAAUGGCUGCUGGUUGUUGUACAGUACAGGGUAGCAUGAUUGUUCUUGUCUCUUGUGAAAGGAAGGAAAAUCUCAGGAUGUUCCAAUAUACAGUACCUUCAGUUUCUUCUUGUGUUUCUGUGCUGCAAAGGAACAAAGGACAAUUCUGGAUUCAAAGGCCUACUGGGGCCAUGUAUUUCCAUUAAUUCAUAACCAACCCUUUGUUGUUUUUCAGUAGGCUACAGCUUCUGCAUAGCCAGAUAUUUUCUGAUGCAAUGGAAGAGUAUUGCUUUCACAAAGGCAAUACUUCUCUUAUGGAUAUCGCAUGGGGAAAGACAAAGGGACUCUUUCAAAGUGCAAUGCUUUAUGGGAUUGUUUUUUAUUCUUUUUAGAUGAGAUAUUGUUACUGUAUUACUGAUUAUGAACAAGCAAAAAUGCUUAAAAAUGAAUGGAUUUUAGAUAUCCAUGUUUAUGCUGUACAGUGUAAAGAACCUGUUUUGAGUUGUCUGUAUAUACUGUACGUUAUGAAACCUCUCCUGUCCCUAUGAUCCAUUACGUACAUACGUAAGUCAGUGACCUAGACAGUACAAUCCUUUCACCGACAAACUAUAGCGUUCAGCUUUCAGAACUAUUGUUUGGGUGUUCCUCUCCAAGUGUAAGGUGAAUGAAGUCAGUCUUAUGGUUGUUUUAUUGACAGUGACAAUGUUAAUCUCUCAUUGUUUAUUUUUUCAUAAUUUUGAUAGGUUAGUUUUUUUCUUUGUCAUUGCGAUGACCCUGAAAGUGGAUUUACUUAAAGGAUGUGAAGGAAUACAUUUUAUUUUAUACAUAAUUGUGAAACAGCUACCUCAUGUUUUUGCUUUGUUUUAAACAAGAUAUCCAAUCCCUUGCCCCAGUUUAACCUUUUAUUUUUCUAUAUGUCAAAUACUUGUUUGCAUCAUCCUGCUCGUUUACUUUUCAAAUAUGAAACAGCCAUUCCUUAAUUAAUUGUCACUAGUUUUCAUACAAAUAUAGCUUAGUUUAGCUCUGUAAAAAAAUAUUAGGAAAAGUGUCCUGUAUAGCGACAUGAAUAGGAUGUAGAAUGGGUCAAGUUUACUGAAUGUUCUUACAGCUGAAUCCUAAAUUGAGACAUGGUUGUCAUUUUAUCUUAUUGAGACAAAUGCUUGAUUUACGCAAAAGUUCAAGUUACAAGUGUGGAUCUCUCAAAUGAACAUUCAGCCCUUGAAGGCUAGAGUUACAUCCCUUAAGCAGAUACAUUGAUUAGCAAGUGCUUGGGAGAUUAAAUUGAAUGCUGGUAUGAAAA